Molecule: messenger RNA, 2707 nt
Organism: Cydia splendana
Lineage: Eukaryota; Metazoa; Arthropoda; Insecta; Lepidoptera; Tortricidae
Product: beta-3 adrenergic receptor-like
Exons: 4
Coding region: 273-1721 (482 amino acids)
Biological process (GO): G protein-coupled receptor signaling pathway
Cellular component (GO): membrane
Molecular function (GO): G protein-coupled receptor activity
Source: RefSeq, a predicted model, not a curated record
GUCCAACUCGCGUCGCUUGGCUGGCCGGUCGCCCCGCCCGCCCUACGUUCCAAUUCGUAUUUAGAAUUUAUCGCAACCGCGAACAUGUGAAUCCAAAUUGAAAACUUUUAAAAGUAAUAAGACUUCUUUUGAGUGACUUUUGGAGGUUUUAGUGCUAUUCAAGUGUGUAAAAGCAAUUAAGGUCUGACUCGGAUUUUCUUCUUAAGACGCACAGAAGAUGCCUUGGUGUGCAGCAGCGUGUGUAAGGUGACGGGGCUGGACACGGGGUGAGGAUGAACGAGACGGAGGCGCGCGGGGAGGCGGGGGCGCUGGCGCUCAACGUGGCGGUCACCGUCAUCUCCGCCGUCGGCCUGCUACUCAACGCGUACAUACUCACACUCAUCGUUGUCACUAAGCAGCCAGCAACAGCUUCAUCAGUGCUGCUACUCCACCUCGGUGCGGUGGGAGCGCUGGCAAGCGGCGCAGCGCUAUGCGCGGGCGGCGGCGCGUGCGCGUGCGGCGCGCUGCUGCACGCGCUGCACCCGCUGCAGCUGUGGACCGUGUGCGGACUGCACGCCGACCGCGCUGCCGCCAUCGCCGCACCGCUGCACUAUGCUGCCAUCGUCUCUGCCAAGAAGGUGCUUAUAAGCGUGGCAAGUGGCUGGGUGGCGAUGGCGGCGCUCCUUGCGCCCUUGGCCGUAGCAAAGCCGCCGCUGGUGUACAACACCGGCAUCGGCAGCUGCGCGCCCGACUGCGGCGCCGGCCCUGCCGCGCUGAGCUUCUGCCUCGUAUACGCUUUACUAACUUUAAUACUGCCGGUUCUUCUAGUCGCCCUCUGCAGCCUAAAAAUCCUUCGUAUAGCGCGGUAUCAUCGACACAGAAUUGCGGCCGCUAUUUACGAAGUUACACUCUCUGCACAGGUUACCGUCACACACCAACGAAACCCAUUUUCACCACCACCGCCGCCCCGACGUCGAGCUAUGUCCGCGGUGCUCCAACCUCUCGGCUCUUUAGCUAUACUCUAUUUUCCGUACUACUGCGUAUUGAUAUGGCCGGCUGUUGCCAUUCCACCGCAGCCGGUGGCUGCCAUUUCGGCGGCACUGCUCGCAGCCGCUCCGCCUAUCAAUUGUAUUUUAUACGGCAUCCGAAGUCGACCGCUUCGUGAUUCCUUGCGAAACUAUCGACGGAAAAGAAUGACGAAAAGCGAGGUGACACAGGAAAUUCAGGCGAGGACUCCGAGUGCUUGCGGUUCUCGGCGGCCGUCGUUGUCAGCGGGCUCGGGCUCUAUUCGUCCGCCGACGACAAGACGGCUUUCGGAUGCAGCAGCGAUGGGCUCACGUGGAUCGGAGAGGCCUGCACAGCGAGCCGCGUCGUGCAACAUGUUGCAGGAUCAAGCACACGAAGAAUUGGCGCGGCCGCGGGUGUCGGCUAUUCCCAUAAUCCGCGCCCCGCCGCACGUGGUGCUCGGCCGAGCUCUCGGGUUGGAGGAGAAUGCGGCUCGGGAUCGCCGUCGACGUAGGUCUCCACGCAUCACAGUCACCCGAGCGAUGUCGGACGAGAGCGAGUCGCCGACGCGGCGGCCGCUCUGCAGGCAACAGUCACGCUCCAGCGGGGCGCUCCUGGGCCAGAUGUACUCGCCCGCUGUGUCAGAGAACAUGAGCCUGGAUCAACCGGCUGACGAGCAGCUCCUCCUCUCGUGGCCCCAACACCAACCUCACGUAAACACACACGACGCUUUAUAAAUGGGUAUUAAAUUAGGAUAGAUAGAUGUGCGUAUAAAGACAAUAACUGUGUGUGCGGUUCGAAAAUGAGUCAGCUUCGGUGUUUAAAGAUAUUAUUUUUAGUCGCUUUGUACCGGACUCUUCUCGACCCUCCUGACCAAACUGUGACCAAAUAUAAAGUUUCCUAUGACUAUUUAUUAGGAGUAUUGUAGUCGUAAUAAUUUCUUCUACAGGGUUCCUCCAUAUCGUUAGCUUUACUACUGAAGUAUUACUUUAGUGUGUAUUUCUAAAGAUUUUAUUUUUGAAAUAUUCCAUAGGUUUAGAAAGAGUUUAAUGAGAUGGUUGAAUUUAUUUUUUUGUCUAUUUUGUGACGAUGAUAUUUUUAAGACAAAGUUAGGUACUUACUCAGGUGAUCGUGUAGUAGUGUGUAGGCCGCCCCAGCUGCUUGCGCCGUCCAGUUAGCUAGUUCUCAGUGUCGAUUGAUAUGAUAUCUAUUCAAAUUUCAAAGGAGCAUUGAAAGUUGAUAGAAUUUCACAAUAGAUGCAUCUCGAUCGAAUGGGGAAUUGGGCCACAGCCCUCGCGUCGUAUACCUAAGUUGAUUUAGUGUUAGACAUUCGCUUUACCUCACGUAAGGGUACUCUGUCACUUCGCCAAUGGCUUUAAAUAGAUUUUAUCUCGCAAUCUUGUCGGAAUCUAUGUAUUUUAGAGUAUAUGGAAAAAUUCAAUCCACCUGAAAGACUUUAUUUUGUAAAAUAUUUUCACAAGGAGGAUGGUGAUAUAAUCUCAAUCUCAAUAUUAUUAUUUUGCGAUAGAAAAUGUUCUUUAUCUGUAAAGUAGAGAUGUAUGUCAACGAAAGAUUUAAAUAUCGUUAUAUAAUGAUAAAUGUUUGGUAGAUAUAAAAUAUCAUUUGUUAUUCUAGUCAGAAAGCUGUUGUUUUACGAUAUCUGUGUUAAUUUAUAAUGUAAGUUAAGACUACAUAUAAGUGAAGAAUUAAACGCAAAAUUCUA